Ilex paraguariensis (yerba mate) is the source of this 462-nucleotide messenger RNA. The record is from the annotation of a GenBank genome assembly. NCBI's taxonomy places the organism in Eukaryota, Viridiplantae, Streptophyta, Magnoliopsida, Aquifoliales, Aquifoliaceae.
AUGAUGAAAAACAAAUAUUACCUGGAACACCAAUGGGGAUUCACUGCUUACCAAUGGGGAUUCACUACUUGUACUGAUAAGAAUGAGAGCAGCAUAAGGAACGAGGUAGCUGAAUCUGUUCAACUAGACAAUAACACAGUGGAUGAGCAGAAACAGCAACCAGGUUCCUUACUGGACAUCAUACAAGUCAACAGAGCUGAUUCCAAAAUUGUUAGUGAUGUGGCACAGAAUGCAGCUCCUGCAGAUAUUGCUCAUGGUGAUGUAAAUAUGGAGGCUUCCAUCAGAGCUGAUGAUGUUCUGCGGGCUGGAGGCUUUGGAGCUAGGGAUGAUAUAAGCAGUUUUCUUCCAGUAGCAAGCGACUCCACCGAUUUUGAAGCCUCUCUUCGUGAUGCUCGGGAUUAUGAAGAGCCAUGGGAAGAAAUUUGCAGACCAGGCCUUGGCUGGAUGGGAGCUACAAAGUAG